Molecule: messenger RNA, 1236 nt
Organism: Fusarium tjaetaba
Lineage: Eukaryota; Fungi; Ascomycota; Sordariomycetes; Hypocreales; Nectriaceae
Product: metalloprotease
Exons: 3
Coding region: 1-1236 (411 amino acids)
Biological process (GO): cell adhesion
Molecular function (GO): metallopeptidase activity; carbohydrate binding
Source: RefSeq, a predicted model, not a curated record
AUGAACCUCGACAUCAACCUGAGACAUUUUGAAGAGUUCAUUCGUCGCAAAGUGCUUCAUGAGUUUGGCCACGUACUGGGUUGUGAACACGAGAAUCAAUCUCCACUUGCGGAUUUCGAAUGGAACAAAGAUCUUAUCUAUGAGGAGCUCAGCAAACCACCCAACAGCUGGUCUCGCGCCACGAUCGACCACAAUGUGAUCAAACGGCUUGAAAGUAGCGAAGUUAGCGCUAGUUUGUUCGACGCUGAUUCUAUCAUGCUAUACAAAUAUCCCGCACGCUGGUUCAAGAACAGUGUCUCUGGUGGCACAAAGAACAAUACUAGAUUGUCCGAGAGAGACAAGAAAUGGAUUGCCAAUACCUAUCCUCCUUGGUCGAGUGACAUUGGUCAAUUCAGUACGCUACAGGUGCGACCGUUCGACACCUUCAGCUCCGACCCUGUUCAGCAGGAUAUGGCUUUUGAGCCGUCUUACAUUGAACCACCUCAAGUCGCAGUUGGCUUGAGUUGGCUAGAUCUGGACUACAAAACUGAUAUUUGCGUCAAGACUACGGCUGAGGAUGUGUCAGUGGACCACUUCACUGUUGGGAUAACUCCUGGUGCUGGGUUCAAUGUCUACUCGGCGGCAUGCUCGUGGCUAGAAGCGUCAGUCAACGAGCCCGACAUCAAGGUUGGCCUGUGGGACAUUGCUUCUACCUGGAGCAGCAAGGGUAAGCCCGUUGGAGGGAAGACGUCUACCUCCAUCAAGUUUGACCAACGCUUCGAAGGACGUCAAGCCCCUAUUUUCGUGGCGUGGUUCACCGGACUUAGCCUUGGCAAGGACUCGCCAUGGCGCGUCAAGACGUACGUAACUGAUGUCAGCCAAUUCAAGUUUCAGCUUCAUGUCGAAGCUGGACCUGACACGGACCUUCGCGACGCAACUGUUACCUGGCUGGCCAUCCCAGCGGGCAAAGAGGGCAUGACUGCCGGCUCCUUCUGCACCGAUGAUAUCCCGGGGUCCGAGAACGCUGGUGCCAUUGAUUUCGCUCACGCUGGAUUCCAGAGUGCCCCAGCUAUGAUGAUGGCCAUCAGCGGGAUUGAUUUCGAGUGCGGCCAUAACCUACGUCUCCGCGUUAGUCACUCGUCUCUGACCAAGGACGGUAUGGUGUGGCAUUUGGACAGCUGGCUGGAUUCCGUCUUGAAUACUGCCACUGGCGUCUAUGUUGCCGUGGGUGGGCCAAAUGUGGAUUAUGAGGAUUGA